This is a messenger RNA of Fusarium vanettenii 77-13-4, 885 nucleotides long. RefSeq lists its product as uncharacterized. The transcript has 2 exons. Lineage: Eukaryota; Fungi; Ascomycota; Sordariomycetes; Hypocreales; Nectriaceae. The record is from RefSeq and is a predicted model, not a curated record. The coding region runs from base 1 to 885 and encodes 294 amino acids.
AUGGCCCAAGUUCAAGGACGAAAAAUAACUAUCCUAGGCGCAGGCGGUAACCUUGGCUACCCAACGCUCAGAGCCCUACUCGCCAAGAACGCACACACCAUCACAGUGGUCCAGCGGCCUGAGUCAUCCAGCGAAUUUCCCUCUGGUGUCACUGUUAAGACUGGAAACCUUGAAGACGAAACCUUCCUGGGGGAUGUCUUCAAAGGUCAAGAUGUUGUCGUCCUGAUGCCCCCUCUGUCACAUAUCGUUGCCUUGCAGGAGCCUGCUGUUCGUGCUGCUGCAAAGGCGGGCGUUCCCUACCUUUUGCCGGCAGAGUACGGCCCGGAUCCUUUCGCCACGAAGCUUAUCGAAGAGAAUGGACUACUCCAGGCCAAAAAGAAGAUCCGUGACCUUAUUGACGAACUCGGCGUCAGUAGCUGGAUAUCGGUCACGGUUGGCGUAUGGCUGGAUGUCAACCUUAGCAAUGGCUUAUGGGGCAUUGAUGCCAAGGGCCGCAAAGCAACUCUCUACCCUGAGGCUGGCGGUAGAGUCACGACAUCUAGCAUCACACACACUGGCGAGGCUAUUGCGGCGGUACUGAGUUUACCAGAGACUGAUCUGGCGAGCUACAAGAAGGGGGCUGUCUACACUCCCUCAUUUCAUACCACACACCGGGAGAUGUUGGAUGCAGUGCAGCGUGCCUCCAAAACAACGGAUGCGGACUGGGAAAUCACAUCACGGGAUGUUGAUGAUUCCCUGAAAGAAUUCAACGAAAGAAUUGGCCAAGGGGAUAUUAUGGCUUCGUAUCAGAAGUUUAUCCUCACGCACUUGCUGGAUGGCUACGGGGGGACUUCAGAAAUUAGAACAAGUUGGACUGAAAGAGGAAGAUAUCGAGACGGUGGUUAG